GUUCUUAGUUUGAACCUGAGAACAAAGCUGACCGCUGAGUUGCGUAUAUUUUGGCAUUAGCCGCCGCAGCCUUUCAUUCUGCUCUGAACCUGCCGACGGGAACGGCCAGAGACAAUGGACUCUUUGUUGGAGCUUUCAGGCCGAUGAAGAUGAUAUAUCUCGUUUAUCACUUUUAAAGGUCAGAUCAAAGCGCCACAAAGCUCUAGCUGCACAGUCUGCACCAGGCGCUUGCAUAAGGAAUAUGUCUGCCCUCAGGCAAUCGCCGACCUAUUGUUGUAUAAAGUAAAUAAGAAUGGCUAUAUAAGAUGCACCCUGAUCUGUGCUUCCUUCUUGUCCUACAGCCCUGUCUCUUCUGGGAGUCAUCGGUUCUUAAGUUCUUACUGCAUUCGCUGCAUUCUUGACUUUUCAACAUUGCCAAGGCAGAGAUCUCUGGGGUUAGCCACUCAAGAUGUCCACUGACGCACAUGUCUCACAUCCCAGGAUCUUGCAGGAUAGGAUGAGAGACUUGCUGGGGACCGGAGAUUACUCAGACCUGACUAUAACCUGCAAGCAGUACUCUUUCAAAGUACAUCGUGCCAUCAUCUGCCCCCAGUGGCAUCAUUUCAACCCGCCCAUGAGCGAUGCUUUCAAGGGGCCGGGCAAUUGGGUUCUUGACUUACCCGAUGAUGAGCCUGUGGCAAUCUAUCGGGUCCUUGAGUACCUCUAUACCGAAGACUACACGGAGGAGGGGUAUAUAGCGCAAUAUGACUGCCCGAUCGCCCUCCAAGUUGCGUGGAUUAAUAUCGAGGUCUACAGAACCGCCGAAAAAUACCAACUCUCCUCGUUGAUGACUUUGGCCGCCCGAAAGCUCCAUCGUUGGGCAGGAGAAUAUAGGAGAAGUGUCGCGUUUCUCGAUGUCCUGGAGAAAGUACUGUACUUGGAACGUGUCAUCCCCCAAUCCAAGCUUCGCAGUCUCUUCGUGAAACUUACGGCCGACCAUAUACAUCAUUUUAUAGAACGGCCGCAGUUCCGUAAAAUGUUGAACCAAUUUGAGGGAUUCCAAUACGAGGUACUUAUGUCAGUGGUGAAACAUAAGCGAAGGCAGGACCUGGCUAUUGGGAAUUUGAAAACAUUACGAUAG
Aspergillus sclerotioniger CBS 115572 is the source of this 1120-nucleotide messenger RNA. RefSeq lists its product as uncharacterized. The record is from RefSeq and is a predicted model, not a curated record. Bases 449 to 1120 code for a protein of 223 amino acids. The transcript has 3 exons. Lineage: Eukaryota; Fungi; Ascomycota; Eurotiomycetes; Eurotiales; Aspergillaceae. Gene Ontology annotation, molecular function: protein binding.